Molecule: messenger RNA, 1539 nt
Organism: Peronospora farinosa
Lineage: Eukaryota; Oomycota; Peronosporomycetes; Peronosporales; Peronosporaceae
Source: the annotation of a GenBank genome assembly
AUGGGCGACCACCCAGACACAAGCGACGGGCGCAAUUGCUCGAGCUUCACAGCCAUAAGUGGCGUUGAUUGGAGCAUUUUUAAAGACAGCGAAGAGGACGCUUUCGGUUGGCUGCUGCGUAACAACGCGUCUAAGUCCGGCGUUUUGAACGCCGAGGUAGCUAGCAAUACUGCGGAGAACCUGGAUAUUCUGUCUCUAGACGACGUCGUGAUGGACCACAUGAUGGUGUCCGCGCUCGGUCCAGAGCAACAAGUAACUACAAGCCAGGCAGUUGGUGCAUGUACUGCAACAGUGACGGCUAGGGGCCCGGGUGGUUCCCAUACGACGAGCACAGUGCAGUCAAAUACUCGAAUGCUAGCGGCGCAACGAUGCGAAGGCCUGCGCGCUUCGUCCUCUAGGCCGAUCGCAAAUUUGGUAUCGAUACCGUCUAACGUAAAUCCUCUUAGCCAUGAUAAUUUGAGUAUGGAUGGGAGCUAUAAAGAAUUGGAGGACGACCAGGAUGAGAAAUUAUGGGAACAGAAGCAAGACAUUGGAAAGCAAACAACAUGUCAGUUGACGGUGUCUAAAGAUGGGAAAAAGCGAGCAGGUAGUACUGCUCUGAAAGAAAGGGUUAAGACAAGCAUUCGAAGUAUGAAAGGUAAGACCGAAACAAACGCUACGCGAGCUUCAAAAAGCAAGCGAACACUAAAGCGGCAGAAGAGCGAUCAAGUGUCGUCUUUUACAGCAGAUUCUGACCCCGACGACGAUCUCGAAAAAAAGCAGCUUCGCCGUGUCAAAAACCUUGUGUCGGUAAGAGAGUUCCGCAAGCGCAAGAUGAAGCAGCAGGAGCAAAAUGAGGCGCGCCUACGUCGACUUGAGGCAGAAAAUAUGGAUCUAAAGAUGCGUCUGAAAAUCGGUAAGGAGGCAAUCCUAAGCGAGCAGCGUGAGAAGCAACAGAUUAAGGAGCAGAUGCGGGAGAUGCUACAGCGGAAUGCGAAUGAGCAAGAGAUCGCACAGUUUCUGAACAUGUACAAGGUGACAUACUCGGACUAUGGGCCAAAACGACGCGAAAAGCUGCACUUUCAUUUAUCGCGCAUUCGGGAGUUACUUCUUCCUACGCAAGUUACAAAGCUAAGUUUGUACUCUGUGGAACAAGGUGUGGAUAUGCUCCAGCGUGAUCAUGUUAUCAAAGAGGACCCGAUGUCUGCGCCUGAUUCAGCCACAGCCACAAUGAGUCUUUGGAGUAUAUUGGCGGACGAGUUAAAAGUGUCAGGCAAUCAGCAACGGCAAAUCUUGGAGCGCCGAGCUGCAAUCAAAAAUGUGCGUGACGAUCUAAACCACACCUUGAGCAUUGUAAAGAAACUAGAAGACGUGACCGAUGAAAAGAACACAGCGCUAGAGGCUCAGGUGGCAGAGCUCCAAGAGAUUCUUACACCCUCUCAAGCUACCAAGUUUAUCAUUUGGGUCAAAGAAAACCCAGCCUUUAUGUACAUGCUGGACAGACUAGUGGACUCCACCUUGCAGAACAACUCGAACAGCUCGAACAGCGCUGAGAAGUGA